AUGUUGAGAUUUUUUAGCUUUGGCAGAAGUUUGGCAGUUAAAAGAUAUUUUAGCAGUACAGUUGUGAAUUACAAGCAGGAAAAGUUGUUGUAUAAUCCAUAUCUUAGCUUGAAAAAGCGAAGCGUAGAAAAGGUUAAUAUGUUGAAAGUAGGUGAAAAUGGAUCCAAAGAAGCAGUGCCAGCCGUUCGCCAAAGAUCUUCAGCAGCAGCAACAGCAGCGGCAGCAACAACGGCAACAGCCAUUUCUGGAUCCACAUCCGAUGCAUCCACACGUGCAGAGGCUGCAGCAAGUAAGGAGAUGGAUGCUAAAGCCACUGUAAAAUCUCUAUUCAAGCCGAUCGUCUGGAUCGACUGUGAAAUGACAGGUCUAGAUCAUACCAGCGAUCAAAUUAUUGAGGUCUGUUGCAUAAUCACGGAUGGAAAUUUGGGCAUUGUGGACUCGCAGGGGUAUGAAAGCGUGGUGCACUACGAUAAGGCGGUAUUAGAUAGCAUGAACGAAUGGUGUAUCGAGCAACAUGGGAAUAGUGGACUUACGGCUAAGGUGCUAGAGUCGAAGAAAACUCGGGAACAAGUUGAGGAAGAGUUACUGGCAUACAUUAAGAAAUACAUUCCAGAACCUCGUAAAGGGAUUCUUGCAGGGAACAGCGUCCAUAUGGAUAGACUGUUUAUGUUGAAGGAUUUUCCCAAGGUGGUUGAGCACCUUUUCUACAGGUUGAUCGAUGUGUCAUCUAUAAUGGAGGUGUGUCGUAGACACAACCCGGCUCUUGAAAAGGUCAUGGACAGAAAACGGUGUGCGCAUACAGCGAAGAGCGAUAUUUUAGAAAGCAUCAAUCAACUGAGUUGGUAUCAGCAACACUAUCUAAAGUCCAGCGAGGAAACCAGGAACUUUGUCGCUUCCAAGGUGCAAGAGAAGAUGAAAUGCACAUCCUCUCCCUCCUCCUCCUCUUCCUCCUAUGCAACUGACGGAAAUAACGAAGAUCUCGUUAAAGAUGCGAAGCUACAAACUACUACUCAAUCUUCUUCGGUUGCCAACGAUCGUUCCGAACUCUGUGUGGCUGAUUGCCCAAUUAAGAAAAGAAGGCUUGAGGGAUCGACAUAA
Molecule: messenger RNA, 1098 nt
Organism: Eremothecium cymbalariae DBVPG#7215
Lineage: Eukaryota; Fungi; Ascomycota; Saccharomycetes; Saccharomycetales; Saccharomycetaceae
Gene: REX2
Product: Rex2p
Exons: 1
Coding region: 1-1098 (365 amino acids)
Cellular component (GO): mitochondrion
Molecular function (GO): 3'-5'-RNA exonuclease activity; nucleic acid binding
Source: RefSeq, a predicted model, not a curated record